AUGGCGGAAUCUGCAGUGUGUUCUUCAUUCCAACUGGGGAGACCCCGGUACGAUCAGGGGUCCUUCCUCGGCCGACUGAGGCACUUUGUCGACAUCAUUGACCCCACCACUCUAUUUGUCUCAGAGACGCAGCUCCAAGCCAGCCUCAAGCUUCUGAAUGAUUUUAAAUGUGGCAUUGUUCCAGCAGGAGUGUCUGACGAUCAGCUGUGGGAGGCUCAGAAGAUCAAGCAGGCCAUCAUUCAUCCUGACACAGGAGAGAAGAUCUUCAUGCCAUUCCGUAUGUCAGGUUAUGUACCAUUUGGAACUCCAAUAGUCAUAGGCCUUCUUCUGCCAAAUCAGACUGUGCUGUCUACCAUUAUAUGGCAGUGGCUGAACCAAAGUCACAAUGCCUGUGUGAACUAUGCAAAUCGUAACGCUACAAAGCCAACGCCAACAUCCAAGUUUCUCCAAGGAUAUGUUGGAGCUGUUUCCAGCGCCGUCUCUAUUGCAGUGGGUCUGAACGUGUUGAUCGAGAAAGCCCACAGACUGAGCCCUGCCACACGAAAGGUCAUUCAGAGACUGGUGCCGUUUCCAGCCGUGGCCUGUGCGAACAUCUGUAACGUGGGGCUGAUGAGACACAAUGAACUGUCAGAAGGUAUCGACGUCCUGGACAGCAAAGGCUCCGUGGUGGGCUCUUCUAAGAUCGCAGCCAGACACGCGAUCAUGGAGACAGCUUUCACACGUGUGGUGCUGCCGAUGCCGAUCUUUGUCCUGCCGCCCAUCAUCAUGUCCUUCCUCGAAAGGCUACGAUUCCUUCAGAAGAACCGCCGACUGCUGCUGCCCAUCCACAGUGCAGUGUGCCUGGUCACCUUCGGCCUGUCUCUGCCCGUGGCCAUCAGCCUGUUCCCACAGAUGUCUCAGAUCGAGGUGUCUCGCCUUGAGCCAGAGAUUGCCAUGGCAACUGAUUGCAAGGUGGUGACCUACAACAAGGUGUGUCCACAGAGCGGCGCCACCUUCCAGCUGCAGACCUCACAGUCCGGGGUGAAGUCCAACAUGGCGGCCCCCGUGGAUGACAUGUUUUCUCUGUGCGUGGAGCCAGCGAAAGUUCCAAGCGGCGUAGAAAUCAGAUUUAUCGACCACGUCAAGGGGAAAGGACUCUUUUCCAAAAAGAGUUUUAAAAAGGGGGAGACUCUUUUCGUUGAGCGCCCACUCGUCUCGGCUCAGUUUCUUUGGAAUUCUCUCUAUAAAUACAAAGCCUGUGAGUACUGCUUACGGGCGCUUGAGACUGCAGAACAAAAUGCUCGAAGACUCAGUGGAAACCCAGCACUCAGCCUCCCGCACACAGAGCUGUGCAAAGUGCGUCCGGAGCUGCACCAGGCCUGCCCCCAGUGCCAGGUGAUGUACUGCAGCAGUGAGUGUCGUCAGGCGGCUGCAGAUCAGUAUCACCGGAUUCUUUGUAUUGGCUCCUCUGAGGACGACCCUGAUCACCCCCUCAACAAACUCAAAGAUGCCUGGAGGAGUAUUCAUUAUCCUCCAGAGACCUCCAGCAUCAUGCUCAUGGCCAAAAUGGUUGCUGCUGUGAAGCAGGCUAAAGACAAAGCUCACUGGCAGAGACUCUACUCACACUUCUGCAGCCGGACAGCGAACGAGGAGGAGCAGAUCGCCCACAAGCUCUUAGGAGAGCAGUUCAAAGGGCAACUGUCCUUGUUACGUAGUCUCUUUACAUCAGCACUUUUUGAAGAUCAUCUCAGUCGGUGGUUUGUCCCCGAAGGAUUCUGCUCCUUAUUUGCUCUGGUGGGGACCAACGGCCAAGGCAUCGGCACUAGUUCUUUGAGUCAAUGGGUCAACGCUUGUGAUGCGUUGGAGGUUCCUGGCCAGCAGAGGGAGCAGUUGGACUCUUUUAUCGACCAGCUGUACAAGGACAUAGAGAAAGAAACUGGAGACUUUCUCAACUGUGAGGGUUCCGGGCUGUUUAUACUUCAGAGCACUUGUAACCACAGCUGCAUACCCAACGCAGAAGCUUCGUUCCCAGAUAAUAACUUCCUGCUCCACCUCACUGCCCUCUGUGACAUCAGCCCCGGAGAGGAGAUCUGCAUUAGUUAUCUGGAUUGCUGCCAGCGGGACCGAAGCCGCCACAGCAGAAACAAAGUUCUAAGGGAAAACUACCUGUUCGAGUGCUUGUGUCCAAAGUGCUCGUCUCAGAUGGAGGAGCUGGACAUGACGUCGGAGGAGGAGGAAGAGGAGGAUGAAGGAGACGCAGAAGGAGAAAUGGAGGAUGAGAUGACGGACGUGUGA
This is a messenger RNA of Knipowitschia caucasica, 2274 nucleotides long. The record is from the annotation of a GenBank genome assembly. Lineage: Eukaryota; Metazoa; Chordata; Actinopteri; Gobiiformes; Gobiidae.